AUGCCGACCACGUAUGCGGGACGAGCGGUAUCGAUAUUUGUACGCUUAACUGGCAUAGUCACAAUAGCCUUGUUAGCAGCGAUUAUUGUACAAAAACUAGACUUUAGUCGUCCUGAAAAAUAUGUUCAUAUUUUUGUGCUCAAUACUGAACUGGCUAAACAAGAGACCGUAAAUCAAGUAUGUCCAACAGCUAAGAUACGAAUAAUCCCUAUCAAAAGUGACUGGCGUUGGAUUGAGAAUGGCUAUCGAAUGGUUACAAGUCUGUAUCUGUUUUGUUUUAUCCUUAACAUUGCAGCCGUUGGUAGUAUCAAAUAUUUCAAUACACACAGAAAACUAAUCAAAUCAAUCGAUGCGAUCAGACGUCUUCGAGAUGAACAACGAAAACUGAUUGAUAGUACAACUACAAUAGCCGAAUUAUUUCAAGUACAAAAGACCACGAGUAAACGAACAGAUAACGUUCGACAACAAAUUGCUCAUUUAGAAUCGAAAAUGGAACACAUGGAGCAACAAUUAACGACAUUAAAUACCAACGUACAAUUGAUUUGUAGUAAACUCAAUAACGAAACAGCUAAAGAGUGA
Molecule: messenger RNA, 579 nt
Organism: Didymodactylos carnosus
Lineage: Eukaryota; Metazoa; Rotifera; Eurotatoria; Philodinida; Philodinidae
Source: the annotation of a GenBank genome assembly